Molecule: messenger RNA, 1607 nt
Organism: Protobothrops mucrosquamatus (brown spotted pit viper)
Lineage: Eukaryota; Metazoa; Chordata; Lepidosauria; Squamata; Viperidae
Product: glutamate receptor ionotropic, NMDA 2C-like
Exons: 9
Biological process (GO): synaptic transmission, glutamatergic; excitatory postsynaptic potential; monoatomic ion transport
Cellular component (GO): postsynaptic membrane; plasma membrane; postsynaptic density membrane
Molecular function (GO): transmitter-gated monoatomic ion channel activity involved in regulation of postsynaptic membrane potential; NMDA glutamate receptor activity
Source: RefSeq, a predicted model, not a curated record
UGCCUUCUCAUCUUUUUUCCAGCGGAAAUGAACCUAUGGACCCAUAUACCAAACUUUGCUGCAAAGGUUUUUGCAUUGACAUCCUAAAGAAACUAGCCAAGACUGUGAAGUUCUCCUAUGAUCUCUACCUGGUGACAAAUGGAAAACAUGGUAAAAUAGUGGAUGGUUUAUGGAAUGGCAUGAUUGGUGAGGUAUAUUACCAGCGAGCAGAUAUGGCCAUCGGGUCUCUCACCAUUAAUGAGGAACGCUCCCAAAUUAUUGAUUUUUCUGUACCUUUUGUGGAGACGGGCAUUAGUGUCAUGGUAGCCAGAAGCAAUGGGACUGUCUCACCCUCUGCCUUUCUAGAGCCUUACAGCCCAGCUGUGUGGGUGAUGAUGUUUGUGAUGUGUCUCACGGUUGUUGCUAUCACAGUCUUCAUAUUUGAAUAUUUCAGUCCUGUUGGCUACAACCAGAAUUUAACCAGUGGCAAAAAGUCUGGUGGGCCAUCCUUCACUAUCGGCAAGUCGAUCUGGCUACUGUGGGCUCUGGUUUUCAACAAUUCGGUUCCCAUUGAAAAUCCCAAAGGCACUACCAGUAAAAUUAUGGUCCUCAUCUGGGCCUUCUUUGCUGUCAUCUUCUUAGCCAGCUACACUGCAAACUUGGCAGCAUUCAUGAUCCAGGAGCAAUAUAUUGAUACCGUCUCCGGGCUGAGUGAUAAGAAGUUCCAAAAACCUCAAGAGCAGUAUCCUCCAUUCCGAUUUGGAACCGUUCCCAAUGGUAGUACAGAGAGAAAUAUCCGGAGCAAUUACCAUGACAUGCAUUCCCACAUGGUAAAAUACAACCAGCGCUCAGUGGAAGACGCCCUCGUCAGCCUCAAAAUGGGAAAGCUGGAUGCUUUUAUCUAUGAUGCUGCAGUGCUCAAUUACAUGGCUGGCAAGGAUGAGGGUUGCAAGCUGGUAACCAUUGGCAGUGGGAAAGUCUUUGCCACCACUGGCUAUGGCAUUGCCCUCCAGAAGGACUCAAAGUGGAAGAGAACAAUUGAUUUAGCUCUCCUGCAAUUCCUGGGAGAUGGUGAAACCCAAAAACUGGAGACUGUGUGGUUGUCUGGCAUCUGCCAAAAUGAAAAGAAUGAAGUAAUGAGCAGUAAGCUGGACAUUGAUAACAUGGCGGGGGUCUUUUACAUGCUGCUGGUGGCAAUGGGGCUGAGCCUGCUUGUCUUUGCUUGGGAACACCUGGUGUUUUGGAAGUUGCGGCAUUCCGUGCCCAAGUCCCACAGACUUGAUUUCCUUCUAGCUAUAAGCAGGGGUAUUUACAGCUGUUUUAAUGGAGUCCAGAACCUGGAAAGCCCUGUUCGUGUUUACAAACCAGAUGUCACUGCUAACUCUGCUCAAGCCAAUGUGCUUAAGAUGCUGCAGGCAGCCAAGAAUAUGGUAUCAACAGCCAGUGUUGAGAACUCACUGGAAAAUGCUACACGCACUAUAGAGAAUUGGCCGCAACUAAUGUACCAGCUGAAGCUGGAAAUGGACUCUUCUGCCAUGACUUCCACUGUUAUUGCAGCAGGAGUCUUGAGUGCAGGAGAACUCCAGGUUGCAAAUUUGCUCUCCACAGGGGAGUACAGCUUUGCCUAA